Messenger RNA from Leptopilina boulardi, 1850 nucleotides. It is a transcript of the gene slmo, whose product is annotated as protein slowmo. Gene Ontology annotation, molecular function: phosphatidic acid transfer activity. Gene Ontology annotation, biological process: phospholipid transport. The transcript has 5 exons. Gene Ontology annotation, cellular component: mitochondrial intermembrane space. The record is from RefSeq and is a predicted model, not a curated record. The coding region runs from base 171 to 866 and encodes 231 amino acids. Lineage: Eukaryota; Metazoa; Arthropoda; Insecta; Hymenoptera; Figitidae.
AAUUCAGAAAAAUUUUCUCUUCUUACGUCAGGUUAUUCACGAAUUUAAUCAGAUUCUCUUUAUCCGUUUAAUGAAUCUCAGUGCACUUAAAAUCAGUGCACUUUUGUAACUUUUUCCCAACUUGUGUUUUAUUUGAUUGAUUAGUGUAAUUUUAACAAGUUUAAUAAAUUAUGAAGAUCUGGACAUCAGAACACACAUUUAAUCAUCCUUGGGAAACUGUUGCUCAAGCAGCAUGGAGAAAAUAUCCAAAUCCUAUAAAUCCUGCUGUAAUUGGCACUGACGUUAUUGAUAGACAAGUUGUAAAUGGUGUUUUACAUACACAUCGACUGGUUUCCAGUAAAUGGGGAUUUCCACGAUGGGCACAAGCUUUAAUUGGACAUGCAAGUAUAUGUUAUGCCAGCGAACGAAGUGAGGUUGAUCCCAAUAAUCGAGAAAUGGUUCUUAAAACAAGAAAUUUAACAUUUUGCAACUACAUAGCAGUUGACGAAACCGUAAAAUAUUUACCUCAUCCACACGACACAACCAAAACUCUACUUACUCAGGAAGCUGUAGUUACAGUUCAAGGUGUUCCUCUAACGCAUUACAUGGAGGAUCUCUUGACUUCAAGAAUCUCUUUCAAUGCGGGAAAGGGAAGACAGGCUAUGGAAUGGGUGAUAGACAAACUUGAGUCAGAAGUAAAAGAUUUUGCGAGUAGUGCUGUAAAAUCAACUGACGAACUUCUAUGUCAAACACGACGUCAGAUUGAUGAUCUUACAUCAAAAACAAUGCAAAGUAUGGAUGAUUUACAAAGUGCUGCAAAAAAAUCAUUUGACGGUAUUCACAAUUUGACAACACCACCAUCAUCUCAAUCAAUGCCAAAAUUAUAGCGAAUGUUGCGUACUAGUUUCAAUCUUUUUAAUUAAUUUUGGCAGGCUUCCUAUUAUUUCUAAAAUUAAUUUCGAAACAAAGAAGUAAAUUUUAAUAUGACUCUCCAUAUAUGCAAUAAUCUUUUUUUAAAAAAAGAAAACUUUUGGCACACAAUAUUUUAUAGAAAUCUUAUUUAAAACUUACUGCCAAUUUGAAUAUUAAAGCUAUAGAAUAAGCCUGUAACAACACAACUUAGUUUAGCAAAUUUAUUAUACAAAAAAAAAAAGAAAAAUCAAUAUUGAAAUAAUUCCAAAAAAAUACAAAAAUUGUAAGACAAAAUUUUUAACUAAAAUUUCAAACAUCAAAACUGAAUUUUCGAAAUAAUUUGUGACAAUGAAUUAAAAUGUACGUAUUUAAAAAUGUCUUAAUGUGAAAAUAUGAAAUAUGUAAAUAUAAUAAAUAUAGCCCUUUGAACGGUAUUAACUUUACACCUAAAUAGAGAAAAAAAAGAGAUACACACAAAAAAUUGGGCUGAGAAGAUGCAUGUUUCUUUUUUACAAAAAAAAAAAAAAACUUAGAAAAGACAAUUGACUUUGAACAAGGUGCCUUGGCACAAAAGUAUAAACUUUUUUGCAUUAUAUUUGCGCAAUUUCUGUGAAAUUUUGCAAAUAUAAAACUAUAGAUGUUUAUUAAAUGAAAAACAUCUGCUUUAGAUGCUUUAAUUUUUUGUAAAUAAUGUUCAACACCUAUAAGAGAAUGUUAUGUUUGUAAGGCAAACAAAAUUUUGUUUAAUGUAAAUGACUUUAAUAAUAAAUUUAAAAACAAAAUUUGAAAAACAAAAAUUUCUUUAUUUCAAUUAGUUAAUUAUUUUUUUUUUUUUUAACUAUUUCAUAAUACAUAAAGAAAAUCUAAUUAAGUUAUUGCAAAGAAAUGAGAAAAUACUGUAAAUUGACUUCUGUAAACACACAAAUUAUAUAAUAUUGAAUAUAAAUGCUGACGACUUA